AUAAACCAAAGUCCAAUAUCUUAUAAAACAGCCUAAAAAAGAAAAAAAACACCAAAGUCUUAAAAAGUCUUCUUUGAUCAAUGGCUUCCUCUGUUAUGUCUCUCCAAUCUAUCUCUAUGACAACUCUCAACAAUCUCUCUUGCAAUAAGCAAUCUCAACGAAGCUCUCUUCUUGGUUUCUCUAAAUCCUCCCAAAAUCUUGGAGUCUCAUCCAACGGUCUAAAUUUCUCCUCUCGAUCAAGUUUCACUCCCAAGAAGAAACUAACUCCAACUCAAGCUAUCUCCCAAGACUCUAGACCAAGUAAAAUUCAAGAACUGAGCGUAUACGAGCUGAACGAAUUAGAUAGACACAGCCCCAAAAUUCUUAAAAACGCCUUCAGCUUAAUGUUCGGUCUCGGAGAUCUUGUCCCAUUCACCAACAAACUCUACACCGGAGAUCUCAAGAAACGUGUAGGAAUCACCGCCGGUCUCUGCGUGGUGAUUGAACAUGUCCCCGAGAAGAAUGGUGAUAGAUUCGAAGCUACCUACAGCUUCUACUUCGGAGACUAUGGCCACUUAGCUGUACAAGGACCGUACUUGACGUACGAGGACUCGUUCUUGGCCAUCACUGGUGGCUCUGGGGUCUUCGAAGGUGCGUACGGGCAAGUUAAGCUUCAGCAGCUUGUGUACCCGACGAAACUGUUCUACACUUUUUACCUUAAAGGAUUGGCUAAUGAUUUGCCGGCGGAGCUUACCGGAACACCAGUUCCUCCGACUAAAGAUGUGAAGCCGGCGCCGGAAGCUAAGGCGUUGGAGCCUAGCGGAGUUAUAAGCAAUUAUACUAAUUAAUCUCGUUUAUGUAUGAUGAUAUUUUUCUAUGACAAAUAUAUAUUCUUGUACUUGCGUAAACAAAAAAAAAAAAAAAGAUCGUUGUCGAAAACAAUUAUUGUAAAAAUUAAUUGCAAAAGAC
Molecule: messenger RNA, 948 nt
Organism: Capsella rubella
Lineage: Eukaryota; Viridiplantae; Streptophyta; Magnoliopsida; Brassicales; Brassicaceae
Product: allene oxide cyclase 2, chloroplastic
Exons: 2
Coding region: 81-827 (248 amino acids)
Biological process (GO): jasmonic acid biosynthetic process
Molecular function (GO): allene-oxide cyclase activity
Source: RefSeq, a predicted model, not a curated record